AAAGGCAUAGUUGGACAUUGUGGCAAAAUUGGAAAGUCAAUUAUUGUAAAUCAUGCUAGUGACGAUGAUCGAUUCUAUAGAAAUGUCGACAAGGUCACUGGAUAUAAGUCGAAAAAUAUGAUAUGUACUCCAAUUUUAAAUAAUGGCAGUGUUAUAGGUAUCAUUCAAAUGAUCAACAAAAUCAAUGAAUCAACGUUUACUUGCUUAGAUAAACGAAUCUUGGAAAAUGUAUCCCUUGUCUGUGGGCUUGCAUUGCAUUAUGCCAAGCUAUAUGAUAAGGUACGAAAGCUGGAUUAUCGAUACAUGAUAACUUUAGACGUUGCGGCUUACCAUCGGUGCGCUAGCAUUGAAGAAGCAGCAGAUAUUCUUGGAAAACCCCGAUUAGAUACUUCAGGAAUUAUCAACUACAGCAUGGACACUAAAGGUUUACCCAAAUCCGAUGUUCCUAGAUAUGUGCUUGCUAUGUUUAGAGAUGUUUUCGAAAUGACAAAGUUCAACGAAGAAACUCUUAUUCGAUUCACAUUGACAGUACGCAAUAAUUACCGCAAUGUGCCCUAUCAUAACUGGAAUCAUGCUUUUCAAGUAGCUCAUAGUUUUUAUACCGUGAUCAAAACUUGCCCUGACGUUCUUUCUCCAAUAGAGCGAUUGGCUCUAUUUGUUGGAUGCUUGUGUCAUGAUCUGGAUCAUCGAGCUAAGACUAACGCGUAUAUGGUCAAUUCAAAAAAUCCUUUAGCUGCAAUGUACAGUACUUCUACUAUGGAGUAUCAUCACUUUUAUACAGCAAUGUCAAUCUUAAGGGCAGAUGGUCAUAAUGUUUUUGAAUUUCUACCUAAAGAUUUAUAUGAAAAGGCAAUUCAAGACAUGAAACAAGCAAUCGUAUAUACAGAUUUGGCACUUUUCUUCAGUAAUCGUGCGAUCUUGCAAAAAAUUAUCAAUGAAAAUAAGUUUAGCUGGAAUAAUCCGGAACACAUAAUGAGAUUGAAGGGCAUCAUUAUGACAGCUUGUGAUCUCUCAGCUGUAAUCAAACCUUGGCAUAUCAACAGACUAACAGUCAGACAGCUCUUUCAAGAGUUUUAUAAUCAGGGUGAUGAAGAAAAAGCUCAAUCUCGAAAUCCUUUACCAAUGAUGGAUAGAGAAAAAGCACAUGAUUUGCCAGCAAACCAGGUCAGAUAA
Molecule: messenger RNA, 1173 nt
Organism: Trichoplax adhaerens
Lineage: Eukaryota; Metazoa; Placozoa; Uniplacotomia; Trichoplacea; Trichoplacidae
Exons: 13
Biological process (GO): signal transduction; negative regulation of receptor guanylyl cyclase signaling pathway
Molecular function (GO): 3',5'-cGMP-stimulated cyclic-nucleotide phosphodiesterase activity; protein binding
Source: RefSeq, a predicted model, not a curated record